CUUCCCCCCGCGGAACCGGCCGCCUGCACCUGCCUUAGAACGCCCCUAGAACGCUGCCUAGAACGCCCCUAGGACGGCGGCCCACAAAUUGCCUGGAGUUGUACGGCAUCGGCCUCGCGCGCGUCUCUCCCCAAGGCCUCUCUUCCUCCCCGUGCUUUGUGAGCCGCAUCGUCUCGAGAUCUUGGCGCCCAUGGGUUGGUGCGGCUCAUUUUGUGGUGCUGCCAGCUUUCUGGUUUGCGUCCUGGUCGGCCUUGGCGUCGUCAGCGGCCAGUCAGGCGGCAAAUGUGCCCUGCAGUCGUCCGACAGCCUCGCGUCCCUCGUCCAGAACCAGAUCCUUGAAGACAAGGUGCGUGCGAGGGCAAUCAAAGACAGCGGGGCUGCAUUUGGCUGAGUGGCAUGUGUGCACCACUGCAGGUUGACAACUAUGCGAUUAAGGGCGUUGGGGAGGUGCGGGACGUGAAUCUGUCCUCGGUGAGGCUCUUCCCCUUCAACCUGACCAACCCUGCGCCAGGCGUCGUGCAGCUCUUCGCUCCCCAGUUCAGGGUCAGCACGCGCACGCACACACAUCACAGACACAGCACAGCGUUGCUUUCUCAUCAUCAUCAUCAUGGUUGCCGCUGCGUCGCUCUCUUUGUCAGGCGAAGAUCAAGUACACAUACGAGGUGGAUCUGGGCCUCUACACCGACAAGGGCACCGGCAAUGCGGUGGCUCGCGGCCCUCUGAAUGUGACUUUCCUGGGCACUGACACCGUGACCUGCAACCUGACUCGUGUCAGGAUGGACAUAUCGUCGCCCAAGUCCGAGCAGGGGCUUCUCGGCAGCAUCAUCACGGGCAUCGGCACGGAACUUCUCUUCAAGGUACCAACGCCACCUAUCUGCAGAGAGGUCCCUGCCACGCCGCACAUAAUGGCGCAUGAAGCGUGUCUGUCUGUCUGGCCACCAUGUGCUCAGGACCGGAUCGAGAGUCUCACGCGCGGAGCCAUCUGUGCGAGGGUCGAGGACUCAGUCACCGGCAAGGACCUCGAGAUCCCUCAGUACGACGCACGAGCGGCCAUUCCCGGGGGGCAGUCGGGCUUCCACUGGAUCAUGCUCGCGCUGGGCCUCGUGGUGGGCAUCGCGCUGGGCGUCCUCUCGUGUGCCAUCUCACGGUGGGCCAGCUCGCCCGCCAAGAGGAAGCAGCAGGCCACCAAGACCACAGCGGCCGACGGGCAGCCGGCGGAGACCAACGGGGAUCACCCAUCCCCGCCAGCGGCGGGGAAAGAGGCCACAUAUGCGUCCCCUGAGCCCGAGGGGGAGAUGGAGGCGUCGGCCCCUCCAUUAAACAGCAGAGGGGCCCGGGGUGCGGGCAGCAGAGUGUGAGUGAGGCGGCCAAUCGUGUGUCGUUUUUCCAUGACUCUAUCAAUGAAUUAAUGAGAAAGUGAGAGGUGGUGAGCGGGGAGGUCUCCCUUUGCCGGCAGUGGUGUUUAGUAGCGGGGGCUCAGUAGGGCGGGCUCUUUAUCACUCUGUCUGUCGCCCUGGUAAGUGGUUAGUGUACAGGCGUACUGUGAGGACGGGUGGGCCCCCCAGACAGACAGACUGAUGCAUUGGUAUUCGUUCUUUGUGAAGGGGAGAGAGGCUGGGGUGAAUUUGCGUGUGUCUGUGAGAGGUGAGGUGUGUCCUUCUGUGUCAUGAUACCCAGCUCGUGGGAGGAGCUGCUGUUUUACAAUGAGGCUGGUGGUGCGGCACAUGGAUGCGUGACGGAUCGGUUGCUAAUGGGUGCAGCAGCUCGACGGAUGCCUGACGAGUGGCAAUCAAUCGUCGAGCUCCGGCGGCCAUCAGCAACAGGUCCAUCUCGUUGAGAUGGUGACUCCACGGGCCCACGGAGGCAGUGUAGACAGAGAUUCUCUGCCUGAUUGAC
This is a messenger RNA of Vitrella brassicaformis, 1896 nucleotides long. NCBI's taxonomy places the organism in Eukaryota, Vitrellaceae. The record is from the annotation of a GenBank genome assembly.